Astrephomene gubernaculifera is the source of this 1122-nucleotide messenger RNA. The record is from the annotation of a GenBank genome assembly. NCBI's taxonomy places the organism in Eukaryota, Viridiplantae, Chlorophyta, Chlorophyceae, Chlamydomonadales, Astrephomenaceae.
AAUUAACUUUAUAUUAUAAUAAAGGUCCACAAAGUACCUUGUUAUUUGGCCAUACCGUUCAUCCGCUUGCUGCUGCCGUCCGGCCAACCAGUUGUCCUAACAACACUGAACUCCCAGGGCACUUCAGACUCCAGUGUUACACAAGUGAAAAUGUUAGGUAACUUUAAGCAGGCGUCAAGUAGCAGUAGCAGCUUACCAGAGCAGCUAUGGAGCGUAAUGCUUCUUCAUAUGCCGCUCAGCCGCGACCUAGGCCGCCUUUAUUCAACUUGUUCGGCUGCAAGGGCAGCACUAAACCAACACCUGGCAGCCAUACGCGACGACGUGUCCUUGGGAGCCGAGCCCCGCCAUCCCAUCCCCAUGCUUGUCCCUCCCUCCGCCGGACCGCUCAGCCCUCCACCAGCACCCCUUGACUUCACCUACCUACAUGUUGGCGCCCUGGACUGCGGUCUUGGGAUGUCCAACGAUGGCUGCGGGGGCUGCGACGAGAACUGUUGCUGCUGCUGCAACACUGGCGCUGGAGAGAUGCGCGAUCCUGCAGACGCAAACCCUGGCAGCAGCGGGAGCUUAGGCGGCUCAGCUACAAAUGGAGCUUCGGAAUCUACUUGCAGCCUAGCAGCUUCCCUUCCUGCUAGGAACCGCAGCCGCAGCGAUGGCGGCGGCUCACACAGGGCUUUGCAGCGGAAGGCGGUUAGCAAGGCAUGCGGCUGCGGUGUUGUCAUGCCCGGCGGCCGACCGGGCUAUAACCCGGAGACAGGCGUGUUGUUGCCGCCCCUGCGGCAGGAGGGCCAGGUGAAGGAGACGACGGGGCGCAGCGCCGCCCAGGCGGGGCCGGGGGCCUACCUGCUCGAGUGCGGCCCGGCGUGUGCGUGUGCGUGUGUAUGCGGCGGGGGGGAGUUACCCCGGGGCGCGGGGAGCUGCCCCGCCCGCCUGACGCAGGGCGGUCUGGCGGUGCGUUUGCAGCUGAGGUGGCUGGUGGGUAAGGUACGUUGGAGGCAGUUUGGGGAGGCGGGCAGGGCGGUGAGGUGAGCAGGGCGGCGUUCUGCCGCUGUUAGAUGUCUUGCGUGAAAAGACACGCUAGCAAGCCAUGCACGCAUCCUGCCUCCGGGCCUCCACACAUGGGCC